Dendrobium catenatum is the source of this 1567-nucleotide messenger RNA. RefSeq names its product hydroquinone glucosyltransferase-like. The transcript is spliced from 2 exons. Gene Ontology annotation, molecular function: UDP-glycosyltransferase activity. Lineage: Eukaryota; Viridiplantae; Streptophyta; Magnoliopsida; Asparagales; Orchidaceae. The record is from RefSeq and is a predicted model, not a curated record. The coding region runs from base 18 to 1409 and encodes 463 amino acids.
AAGCUCUGAACCCGGCCAUGGCGGAUGCAAACUCAUCUCCCCACGUCGUUGUCGUCUCAAGCCCAGGAUUAGGCCACAUCACCCCUUUCGUUGAGUUAACAAAGCUCCUCGUUCUCCGCCACCACUUCACUGCAACAAUAAUAACUUUCUCCGACCUCCCCUUUUCCCUUCCUUCUUCCAUCUCCACAAUCCAACUCCCCGUCCUAGAACUCCCCGCCGACACCGACAUCGGCGUCCGCAUAUCCCUCACCAUGGCCAACUCUGUCUCUCCACUCCGACAAAUCCUCAUCUCUCUCCAGCAGACGACCCGAAUCGCCGCUGUCAUCUUCGACCUCUUCGGAGUCGACCACUUGUCAAUGGUCAAAGAGCUCCACAUCCCAACAUACCUUUUUUUAACCUCGAACCUGUUUUUCCUAUCCUUCAAGCUCCACCUCCCAGCACUCGACGAGUCCACCGUCGGCGAGUUCCGAGACUUGCCGGAGCCACUGAAGCUGCCCGGUUGCGUUCCCUUAAAAGGCGUGGAUUUCUUGUCUCCUUUACAGAAGAGGGAGAGCGAGACUUGUGCCAUUGUGGUGCACGGAGCAAGAAAGUACAAUAAUGUCGAUGGAAUUCUAGUGAACAGCUUUGAAGCCUUGGAAGCAGGCGCCGCCAAGUUUCUAAAACAGAGGGGCGGUGGAAAGCCUCCGGUUUGGCCUAUCGGGCCACUUACAGCGUCGGACUCAGAUAUGUGGUAUGAAGAUCACUCACAUGACUGCAUAGAGUGGCUGAAUCGGCAUCCAAGUGGGUCGGUCAUCUUCAUCUGUUUUGGCAGCGGCGGUGCUCUGUCAUGGGAGCAGACGCGAGAACUUGCGCUCGGAUUAGAGAUGAGCGAACAGAGAUUCCUAUGGGUGGUGCGGGCGGCGUGCGACACCGGGCUGAGUGGCAGUUUUUUUAACCCGAAUCAGAGCAGAGAUGACCCUAUGGAGUUUCUUCCUGAAGGAUUCGUGGAGAACACGAAGGAGAGGGGGAUGACGGUGAUGUCAUGGGCGCCACAGCGUCAGGUGUUGGGCCAUAAUGCGACUGGUGGGUUCGUGUCUCAUUGCGGGUGGAACUCCGUGCUGGAGAGCUUGGUGAAUGGUGUGCCGAUUGUUGCGUGGCCGCUUUACGCAGAGCAGAAAAUGAAUGCGGUUUUGCUUGAGGAAGGCGCGAAGGUGGCGCUGAGGGUGAAGGAAGGGGAGAAUGGGGUGGUGAGGAGGGAGGAAGUGGCGAAGGUUGUGAAGGAAUUGAUGGAAGGUGAGGAAGGGAAGCAGGUGCGACGGGGAAUGCAGGUGAUGAAGAAAGAGGCGGCGAGGGCUGUGGGGAAAGAGGGGUCUUCUUAUAAGGCGUUGGAGGAAUUGGUUGGUAUUUUGAAAGACAUUGCUGCUGCGUAAGUUAUCCAAUAAUUAAUGUUUCAUGUAUUUUAUUGACGCCGGAGCUAGUUUCCGUUUUAAUUAAUUUUUGUGUAGCAAAAAAACGUUGUUGCCUUUAGUUAAAUAUUAUGCCACUAGGUGAAUAAACGGCGGACAGAAUUUGAGAUUCACUUUUUUCA